Molecule: messenger RNA, 4344 nt
Organism: Trichoderma breve
Lineage: Eukaryota; Fungi; Ascomycota; Sordariomycetes; Hypocreales; Hypocreaceae
Product: RNA polymerase rpb1, domain 1 domain-containing protein
Exons: 4
Coding region: 1-4344 (1447 amino acids)
Biological process (GO): DNA-templated transcription
Molecular function (GO): DNA binding; DNA-directed RNA polymerase activity
Source: RefSeq, a predicted model, not a curated record
AUGGCGCACGCCGCGUUUGUGAGCUCCACCAAGGAGCAGCUUGCGGACAACCUGCCCAAGCGCUUCAAGGGCAUCAAGUUUGGCAUCCAAUCCAACCAGGACAUUGUCAACCAAGGUGUGCUGGAAGUUUCCCAGCGCAUGCUCUAUGAUAUCGACAACAACAGAUCUCCGCUCAUCAAUGGAGCUCUCGAUCUGCGAAUGGGAACCUCGAGCAAGUCCGGCAAAUGCGGCACCUGUCAAGAGCCCCUCAAGUUUUGUAUCGGUCACUUUGGCCACGUCCGACUGGCUCUCCCUGCUUUCCACAUCGGCUAUCUUCGCUUUAUCCAGACAAUUCUCCAGAAUGUGUGCAAAACCUGUGCCAAAGUUCUCCUCACCGAAGAGGAGCGACGGUCUUUUCUACAAGACCUGCGACGACCGGGACUUGACAACAUUCGCCGAACUCAGAUUUGCAAAAAGAUCAACGAGCAGUGCAGGAAAUGUAGGCAGUGUCCGUACUGCGGCGAAAUCAACGGCCAGAUCCGAAAGGUCGGAGUCCUCAAGCUCACGCACGACAAGUUCUCCGCGUACAAGAAGUCGACCUCUCAAAAGAAGAUGCCCCCGGAAAGCAAACUUGCCUUUGAUGCUUCGUUUGACGAGGCCAAGAAGCUGAACCCCGAUUUAGAUAAGCAUUUGGUGAGGGCCAUGGAGGAUCUGAACCCUCUUUGGGUUCUCAACCAUUUCAAGAUGAUCACCCCCACAGACUGUGAGCUUCUUGGACUUGACCCUUCAGAGGGUCGCCCCGAGAUGUUCAUCUGGCAAUUUGUUCCCGCUCCUCCCGUGUGUAUCCGACCAUCAGUUGCACAAGAAGGGGCCAGUACAGAAGAUGAUCUUACUGCAAAGCUGGCCGAGAUUGUCUACAUAAGCGGACUGAUCCGGACAGCCUUGAACAAAGGAAAACCAAUGCAGACCAUCAUGGAGCAGUGGGAGUACCUUCAGUUGCAGAUUGCCAUGUAUGUCAACAGCGAUGUCCCCGGCCUUAACCAACCGGGCUUCGGGAAAAGCAUCAGGGGCUUCUGCCAGCGUCUCAAGGGUAAGCAGGGACGAUUCAGAGGAAACCUGUCCGGAAAGCGAGUCGACUUUUCCGGCCGAACCGUCAUUUCACCCGAUCCCAACUUGGGCAUCAAUCAAGUAGCGGUGCCUCAGCUUGUGGCCAAAAAUUUGACGUUCCCUGAACGAGUCCAAAACCAAAACCUGGAGAAGCUACGACAGUGUAUAUUGAAUGGGCCAAAGGUCUGGCCCGGAGCCAACCAUGUCAUCAAAGACAACGGAAACUGGAAGCAAGACCUGCAAUUUGGUGACAGGGCUCUUGUUGCACGAGACCUGCGGAUCGGCGAUGUCGUCGAGCGUCAUCUCGAAGAUGGAGACGUGGUUCUCUUUAACCGACAGCCGUCACUGCACAAGCUCAGUAUCAUGAGCCAUCUUGCAAAGAUUAGGCCAUGGAGAACUUUCCGUCUAAAUGAAUGUGUGUGCGGACCUUACAACGCCGAUUUCGACGGUGAUGAGAUGAACCUCCACGUUCCGCAGUCCGAAGAAGCUCGUGCCGAAGCAAUUACCCUCAUGGGUGUCAAGAACAAUUUGGCUACGCCCAAGAACGGAGAGCCCAUUAUUGCAGCCACCCAGGAUUUCAUUACCGCGUCCUAUCUUCUCAGCAGCAAGGACAGGUUUUAUAACAGAAAGGCUUUCUCUUACAUCUGCACUCACAUGAUGGAUGGUAAUACUCAAAUUGACCUUCCUCCGCCGUCAAUCAUCAAGCCUGAAGCCCUCUGGACAGGCAAGCAAAUCUUCAACGUGCUUAUGCGCCCGAACAAGCAGUCGCCCGUCCUCGUCAACUUGGAUGCAAGAUGCAGAGAAUACUCAGCUAGACCUGGGCAAUGUCCUGAUAUGGAUCCAAACGACGCUUGGCUAGUCAUCCGAAACUCUGAGGUCAUGUGUGGUCGCAUGGACAAGUCUAUCAUUGGCUCUGGCAAGAAGAAUUCAGUGUUUUACAUUAUCCUCCGAGAUUUCGGUCCCGAUCAUGCCGUCAUGGCCAUGAACAGGCUGACCAAGCUGUGCGCGAGACAGCUAGGAAAUCAGGGCUUUUCGCUCGGCGUUGGUGAUGUCUUUCCCAUAACCCAGUUGACCAAGUCCAGAGACAGGCUUGUGCAGGACGCCUACGACAAGAGUGACGCGCUGAUCGAGACCUUCAAGCAGGGCAAGCUUGAGAAGGCUGCCGGAUGUGACAUGGAGCAGACCUUGGAGAUUUCCAUUUCUGGUAUCCUCAGUAAGGUUCGACAGCAAGCUGGUCAACAGUGUGUGGAUACACUGAGCCGCAACAAUGCUCCGCUGAUCAUGGCCAACUCCGGUUCCAAGGGUCUGCACAUCAACGUCGCCCAGAUGGUUGCCUGUGUCGGACAGCAGAUUAUUGGUGGUCAGCGUGUUCCUGAUGGUUUCCAGGACCGUAGUUUGCCUCAUUUCCAUAAGAACGCUCGCCAGCCAGCAUCCAAGGGUUUCGUGCGCAACAGUUUCUAUUCUGGGCUGUUCCCAACAGAGUUCUUUUUCCACGCCAUCUCCGGACGAGAAGGUCUUAUUGAUACCGCAGUCAAAACGGCAGAAACAGGAUACAUGUCAAGACGUCUGAUGAAGUCCCUAGAGGAUCUUUCGACGCAAUAUGACAACACUGUCAGGACGUCGUCAGGAACCAUUGUGCAAUUCCAGUUCGGUGCCGAUAAGCUCGACCCUGUCGACAUGGAGGGUUCUGCAGUGCCUGUCGCGUUUGACCGCACAUGGACUCACGCGGAGAGCACUACCUGGGACAACAACGAGAGAUCGUUGCUUCCUCACGAAAGACGCCGCUUGGUGGAUAACGCGCUGCUCGACUAUUCCGAUCCUACCGACGAAGCUCUCGACGAGCACGAAAGCGCGCGAGGCUUUAUUGACACAAUCUAUUCAUACGUCUCCGAUCGAGCACAAAAAAUGUCCAAGGCCCGCGCACUUGUUGGGUUGGAUCCUAACCCGAGCCAAGACGAGGUGGUUGCGGACGCAUCAGCAGAUCUCAAGGCUCAGCUGGCUCGUGUUGACCGAGUUUCUAAAGUCUCCAUGACGACGCUGCAGAGGUUUGUCAAGGAGUGCCUGGAGAGAUAUCACAAGGCCCACGUCGAGCCCGGCCAUGCUGUGGGUGCUGUCGGAGCACAGUCCAUUGGUGAGCCGGGAACACAGAUGACGCUCAAGACUUUCCAUUUCGCAGGUGUCGCCGGUAUGAGUAUCACUCAGGGUGUUCCCCGAAUCAAGGAAAUUAUCAACGCGUCCAAGAAUAUCAGUACGCCUGUCAUUACCUGCCCUCUGUUGAACGACAAGCAGAUUGAGGCUGCAAAAAUCGUAAAGGGACGAAUCGAGAAGACGUACGUCAUUGAUGUCCUAAAAGCGAUUGAAGAUGAAUGGGUCAGUGACCGAGGUACUAUUGUUUUGUACAUUGACAUGGAGGCACUGCAAAACAUGCACCUUGGCAUUGGUGUCAUAGACAUUGCGGAAGCCAUUCUCAAAUUCAAGAAGCUCAAGAUCCAGCCGACAGACAUUUCCGUCGGCCCCAACUAUAUCAAGAUCUACGUCCUCAACAGCUGGGUCGAUCCCGACGCAGCCAAGAAGCGACAGCGCAGUCUUGCCUCUCUUACCUUGACGGAAGAAGCCCCUGAUUUCCUCUUGCGGGUCAACCACCUCCGCCGCAUGCUUCCCAAGGUUCCCAUCUCGGGCUACAACGAGGCAACGAGAGCCAUCAUCCAGACCUCUGAGCAGAGCGAACACACCGUUCUGGUCGAGGGAUACGGAUUGCGCGCAUGCAUGACCACGGAAGGUGUGAUUGGCACCAAGUCACGCUCCAACUCCGUCAUGGAAGCUCGUGACGUGCUCGGCAUUGAGGCUGCUCGAACCACCAUUGUCGACGAGAUUUCCAGCGUCAUGGCUGGUAUGGACAUUGACCCGCGUCAUAUCCAGCUGCUGGCCGAUGUCAUGACGUUCAAGGGAGAGGUCCUUGGCAUCACCCGUUUCGGUCUCUCCAAGAUGCGAGAGAGCGUCCUCCAGCUGGCCUCGUUUGAAAAGACGCCGGACCAUUUGUUUGAGGCUGCCGCUGGUAUGAAGACUGACCGCAUCGAGGGCGUGUCUGAGUGUAUCAUCAUGGGACAGACGAUGAGUGUCGGCACAGGUUCGUUCCAGGUUGUCAGGAGGCUCAACAUUCAAGAGUGGGAGGUCAAGCCGAAGAAGACGCUCUUCGAGGAUGCCUGGGCGGAGACGGUUAAGGCAAAGAAGGAGAGGAGAAAGCUAAAGGGCAUUUAA